AGUAGUCGAACAUUAUGCUCUGACAUCUUGCUUCUUUUCCAGUUCUUAAUUUUUAUGACAGUUAUAAAAUACAGUGCAUAUCAUGCUCAUAAUCUUUUUAUUUUUAUUUGCUGGAAGAGCCUUUGUUAGAAAGGUGUUGUCAGUCAGAGAAGUAGGGGCCUGUCUGCAAAACCUUAUAGGUUGAGGUUCAAUUGCUAAAUUAAUGUCUGGAUAACCUGGAUAAAAAUCUGUCUUCAAAAUGUUGCACUGUAGGAUGAUCACUCACUUACCUUAUCAGUGGUCAUAAUAUUAUGACUAAUCAGGGCAUACAGUACACUAGGGCAUGGUAUUGACUCUGCUGUAUUUACUAUUUUCUUUUUUUCUCCAAAUCUUUUGGUUGUUGUGAUAUUUGCUGACUUGUUUGUGCCAAAUCAUUUAGAUAUUAGGUUAAAGUCCCAUAAUGAUGUUAAUUAAAAUCACUUCAAUUCUAAGUAUUCUCUCAAUUUUCUGUCCUCAGAUUAUUUUUCACCAAGUGCAGUGGCUGUCUGGAGAAAAUCGCUCCAACAGAGUUUGUAAUGCGAGCUGUGCAGAGUGUUUACCACCUCAGCUGCUUCUGCUGCAGUGUCUGUGAGCGCCGGCUGAGCAAAGGAGAUGAGUUUGUGCUGAAGGCUGGUCAACAGCUGCUGUGUAAGGCAGACUAUGUGAAAGAAAGAGACCUGCUGAGGACCAUGAGCCCAGACAGUUCAGAUUCAGAAAAGAGUGAGGAAGAGACUUCAGAUGUAAAGUCAGAAAAAUUCAUCACAGCAGAGAAAAGGAAUGAUGACAGCAAAGAUCCUCGGCGUCCUAAACGGCCGCGCACCAUUCUCACCACGCAGCAGAGACGUGCCUUUAAGGCUUCGUUUGAGGUUUCCUCCAAGCCCUGCAGAAAGGUCAGAGAAACCCUGGCAGCAGAGACCGGGCUAAGUGUUCGUGUGGUUCAGGUGUGGUUCCAAAACCAAAGGGCAAAGAUGAAGAAGUUAGCACGCAGACAGCAUCUACAGCAGGAGCAACACAGCAGUCAAAGACUGGGCCUAGAAGUAAUAUCUGGCUGUAUGGAUGGUCUGCUCAGCAACUUCUCAGGGUCUCUGCCUCCAACCCUGCCCCAGCUGGUGACUAUAGAGCAUUGUGGGUACAACAUAGACUGCCUCCAGCAGGGCCUCACGCCACCUCAAAUGCCUGGUGAUCACAUGAAUCCCUACGGUAUGGAUUCCAUUUUCCAUGACAAUGAGAGUUACACCUCUAUGACAAGUGUAAGUGAGUCCUUUGUUGCCUUUCCAGGUGGAGGCUUCCAACAGGCACAAACAGGAAACCCAAUAGACAGCCUUUACUCCAUGCACAGCUCCUACUUUGCUUCCUGAGACCUGGCCAUCAUUAUCUCAUGCUGCUGAAUAAAUAUCUUCCAAACUAUUCACAAAUAGACAGAGUUAAAGAUAAAAUUGACUGAUUGUGUUUGAUUUGGGGAAUUUAAUGCAGCAAAAAAAAAAAAAC
Poecilia latipinna (sailfin molly) is the source of this 1506-nucleotide messenger RNA. Its product is annotated as LIM/homeobox protein LMX-1.2-like. The transcript has 6 exons. Gene Ontology annotation, molecular function: RNA polymerase II transcription regulatory region sequence-specific DNA binding; DNA-binding transcription factor activity, RNA polymerase II-specific. The record is from RefSeq and is a predicted model, not a curated record. NCBI's taxonomy places the organism in Eukaryota, Metazoa, Chordata, Actinopteri, Cyprinodontiformes, Poeciliidae. Bases 555 to 1376 code for a protein of 273 amino acids. Gene Ontology annotation, biological process: neuron differentiation; regulation of transcription by RNA polymerase II. Gene Ontology annotation, cellular component: nucleus.